AACAUAAAUACAUAAAUUACGUGCAAAGUACCAAUGAAAUAAGUGUUUUGUCGUGUGAAAAGUGAAUAAAAAUACAGUUUCGCUAGAUAAAAGAAUCAAAAUAUUUAUCUUCGUUUUCAGCAAUUAAAAAAAUAAUAAAAAGUUUACAAUGGGAAGAGGCGGUAAAAAAAAGGGAAAGAAGGAAUCCACACCAGUGGAAGAGACUGCCAGUGCAUUGGAGUCAUUAAAUGUCACUGAAACUCCUUCAACAUCACAAGGUCAAUCUGUUGCUGACGUUGAAAAAGAAUACACUGGUUUAACAAGUGGUGGGACAAAACAAAGAGAGAAAAAAGAGAAAGAACCUCAGAAAAAAGAGAAAGAACCUCUUAGUCAACCAGUUGUAACACCUUCCGUUACAGUUAAAACUGUUUCCACUCCCAGUGUAGUGGAAGUGCAACCAAAAAAAGAGCAAAAGGAGGAAGAAGAGGAAGAAGAUGGGCUUGGGCUAGGUGUAUCGAAAAGAAGACCAAGGAAAAGGGGAAAGAAACAAACUGCCCCAACUUCUUCUGAACUUCCUGUCCAACCUGUACAAACACAACCUGUUGCGGUGCCACCUGUUCAAGCACAACCUGUUCAAGCACAUUCUGUUCAGGCACGCCCUGUUCAAGCACAUGUUCAAGCACAACCUGUUCAGGCACACCCUGUUCAAGUUCCGCCUUCUCAAAGGUCAGCAUGGCAAACUCAACAGCCACAUGCUGUGCCUCCUGCAUCAAGUGUGAAAACAGAAUUUGUAGGUGGUGAACAGCCGUUUCAGGCUUCAGCUCCUCCUCCAGGCUUUUCUCAGCCUAGACCUGGUUCAAGUCAAAAUGUUGCCCAAGGUGCUGGCCGAGGUAGAGGGAGAGGGCACCCACAAAGAACUGGCGAUGUGCCAUUUGAUCAACGUCCCAGAUCAUCCCAAGUUCCAUCUAGUUUUCCACAGCCAGUUCCUUCAAGCUCAUCUUCAUUGCCCCCGACGUCGGUUAUGCCUGUUCGACCUGGACCAGCUUCAACAGCACAGAGUCAAGCUAUCGCUACAUAUGCUCCCACAGCUGGUGGUGGAGAUACACUUUGUCGUUAUAAAAUACCUAAAAAAAUUUUGGGGAACACAGUGCCUAUAAGAGCAAUACAAGUGAUCACUAAUUACUUACAGAUGGCUAUACAACCAUUGAAAAUAUAUCGAUAUGAUGUCUCAAUCAAACCCGAUCGACCCAAGAAGGCACUACCGAAAGCGUAUGCAAUUUCUAAAAGCAGGCACUUUAAAAAUGCUGUUAUUGCAUUUGAUCAAAUGAAAAAUUGUUACACUGUAGAAAAAUUGCCGAAUGUUACUGAAUAUGAUCGCUUCAUUACUAAUGUGGAGUUUGUAGACAAUAAUGGUAAAACAAUGAGUUUUGAAGUAUCUUACAAAUUCACGGGUAUUGUUGAUUUGGGAACACUGAAUACCUAUAUGCAAAGUGGCGGCACUUCCCUUAGUCCACCAACUGAGGCGAUACAAUGCAUAGAUGUUAUACUAAGACAGGGUACAUUGGAAUCAUAUGUUAAGGCCGGCCGACAAUUUUUCCAGCGACCCUCUAGACCCAUCGACCUUGGCGAUGGUUUGGAAAUGUGGACUGGUCUUUUCCAAUCCGCAAUAUUUACAUCUAUGCCCUUCGUGAAUAUUGAUGUUGCUCACAAGGGGUUCCCUAGGCAACAGCCCUUGAUUGAAGCUUUGAAACGUGACUUCAGAUUGGAUCCAGUAAAACCCGUAGAGGUACAAAGAGGCCGUGCCAAUGAGAGCUUCCAAUCUUUCCUCAAAGGCCUGCGAGUGGUGGCAACGGUCGGAGGUGAUAAGACUAAUACUGGUCAAAAGCGUGAAUUUAUUGUCAAUGGUCUCGUUGGAUCUGCGACUAGGGAACGUUUCACAUACGAAGAUCCAAAGACAGGAGCCAAACAGUCCAUGACUGUGGCUGAGUACUUCAUCCGCAUCAAAGGCGCGAGGCUCCAGUAUCCCGAUCAAAACUGUGUUUGGGUUGGACCUCGCGAGAAAACUAUUUACUAUCCAAUGGAACUUCUCGAAGUGGCUUAUGGUCAGGCACAAAAUAAGCAACUAAAUGAGAGGCAACUAUCGACAAUGGUCAGGCAAGCGGCCACACCUCCAGAUGAUCGCAAACGAAAAAUAGAAGAGGUUAUAAGAAACAUGAAUUAUUCGAGAAAUCCAACGUUUGCGAAAUUUGGCUUGAAAAUUUCAAACGAGUUUUAUCCCGUCAAUGCCAAAAUAUUAAAGCCUCCGACGUUGGAAGUUGGCCGAGGCCAGACACUUGAACCCAGAAAAGGUGCAUGGCAAGCCAAUCAGGUGUAUCGUCCCGAGGCUUUGCAGUCUUGGGGCUUCCUUGCAAUCGAAUGUGAUCCUAACUGCGACUUUAAUAGAGUUAUUGAUAUGAUGAUGAAAAUGGGCCGCCAAAUGGGCAUGAACGUGUCCCCCCCCGCAUUAACUCAUUACAAUGUCAACAUAAGGGACCUUCAGAACGUCUUGUUCUCGGCACUGGAGAAGAAUGUCAAAUUUUUAUUCAUUAUAGUUUCUGCUAGAGGACGUGAUUAUUAUCACAGAGUUAAACAAUUAGCUGAACGCGAUGUUGGAAUCCUCACCCAGUGUAUAAGAGAACAAACAGCUGCAACUAGAAUGAAUCCACAAACGGCUAAAAAUAUUCUACUAAAGGUGAAUUCAAAGUUGAUGGGCAUAAAUCAAGCGUUGGACGGUCGUUGCAUGCCAAAAUGUUUGAGAGAUGGGGGAGUUAUGGUGGUUGGCGCUGAUGUCACACAUCCCUCGCCUGAUCAGACCUCUAUACCGAGCAUCGCGGCUGUAACAGCUUCGAUCGAUCCCAAAUGUUUUAUGUAUAACAUCGAGCUUAGUAUUCAAACACCAAAGAAAGAGAUGAUUGUGGAAUUUGAAGAGAUGAUGGUUGAUCAUCUAAAGGUAUAUCGUCAACACCAGAAAGCUCUGCCAAAGAAGAUUUUCGUGUUCCGAGAUGGUGUCUCUGAAGGCCAAUUUGCACAAGUGAUGAACAGUGAACUGCAAGCUGUCCAUAACGCCUACAAAACUAUGGCUGGGCCGAAUGCUAAGCCGGAAGUGCUAUUUCUACUGGUACAGAAACGUCAUCAUACGAGAUUGUUCUUGCCAAAUAGUCCGGAUAACGUCGACCCGGGGACUGUAGUUGACACCAAUAUAGUUCACGCCAGUGAACUGGACUUCUAUCUGGUGUCACAUCAAGCUAUAAAAGGUACAGCGAGGCCGACACGUUAUCACGCUGUAUGCAACGACGGUUGUAUACCUCAUGAUGAAGUGGAACAGCUCACAUACUACUUAUGCCACUUGUAUUCCCGUUGCAUGAGAGCUGUAUCAUAUCCAACACCUACUUACUAUGCGCAUUUGGCGUGUUUGCGCGCUAGAUCGCUGACGCACGGUGAAAAAUUCGACAACAGCGCGUUAGAGCGUAACCCUAAACGUCUUCGUGUUAUGGACAAGAUCUUGCAGUAUAGUCGCAUGUUCUUUGUCUAAACGUAUAUUCAUAAUAUUAUAUACGAUCAGUGUUUGAUGUUUUCUUGUAUCUUAAAUUAUGUGUUAAAAUAUAUAUAAAAAAUUAUUCUGUCGAGAUAAUUGUAUUGCUUUUUUAUAACAUAUACACGGUGUAACAUUUAUAAAGAAUGGGAAAAUCUGUAACUAAAAGACACGAAAAUCUGUUCUUCAGAAUCAUAUUAUCGAUUUUAGUGUAAUUUAUGAAUGCACUUUUUCUUGUCAUUAAACUCGAUGAUGUGGUUCCUAAGAACGGAUAUUCUUAGCUAUACUAAUAUGAUAAAGAGGAAUCAUUUGAUUGUUUGUUUGUUUGCAACGAAUAGACUCCAAAACUACUGAACCGAUUUUAAAAAAUCUUUCAUCUAUGGGUAGCCACAUCGUAUGCGGUUCUAAAAUCUAGCUAAGUAUCGAUACUAGAACCAUAUGCUGAUCAAAUUAGAACUAUACCGAGUUUUCCAAAGCAUAUGCAGUGAUAUAUACCAACUAUAUUAAAUCAUCAUAUAAAAUAUAGCAUUUUAUAAUCAACAAUAAAUAUCGAUUAUAAGUUUAUUGGAAAUUAACAAUAUUGCCGAAAUAAAUAUCGAUUCAAAUCGAUUAUUUUUUCCCAAGCCUAUUCCUUAUGAAUUUUCCGGAUCUCGGACACAGUAGUGCACAAGCGUUAACACGUUUUUCAUUGCCGCCAUCACGGACCUGAAAAAACCGGUCCGGAACAGAGAAAAGUAAAAUUCCGGACGGUAAAAUUCCUGACAGUGCACAAGCGCGCAUUACCUACAUAUGGCCUGACAUAUCGGACCUGAAAAAAUCGGACCGCCGGACCUGAAAAUUCAGUGUAGGGCACAAGCGCCCUAACGGUGCGUCGUACUACCGUUUAUUUCGUCCUAGGUAUCUGCAUGCAAAUUUUUUGUCUUUGAUCUUCAAUAUCAUUUAUUUUUAAUAUUCACUUUUCGUAAUUUGAAAUUUUGAGUAAUCCAAUGCUCUAUAUGAAUAUCAGUUCGUGAAAUUUCAUCGAGUUAGAAACAUUAUACAUUCUUAAUUACAAUCAAUAGCCAUUUGUUGUAAAAAAGUAUUACAAUGUAUUUAUUAUUACCUGUUUCCGUUAUGUUCAUGAGUUCGAACUCAAGAAAAAUGUAUACUAUAUCAAAUCAAAAAAUAAUUCACCAGACCCGAAUUUUUCUAUUUAAUUAUUCAAACUUUUUAUAUUCCUUUUUUGGUUGUUACGGUUUUUUUUUGUUAACCCUUUAUUAAAUCAGGUACUCAA
Diatraea saccharalis (sugarcane borer) is the source of this 4823-nucleotide messenger RNA. Lineage: Eukaryota; Metazoa; Arthropoda; Insecta; Lepidoptera; Crambidae. The record is from the annotation of a GenBank genome assembly.